GCAGCCGGUAUUCCUAGUCUGUGAUCCAAGGCUGCAGGGCGGCAGCCGCAAUGCAGUCCAAGUGGGACAUGCUGAGCAUCCUGGGGGCCCUCACGGCCGCCUGGCUGCUACUGCAGGUGACAUGGGGAGUGGCCCGCACAGUGUACGUGUACCUGCUGCCCCAGGUCCGCCGGGGCAAUGCUUGGCUCCGGGCCCAGGGAGCAUGGGCAGUGGUGACAGGAGCCACCAGCGGCAUUGGCAAGGCAUAUGCACACGAGCUGGCCAGGAGGGGGCUGAACGUGGUCCUCAUCAGUAGGAGCCUCAGCAAGUUGGAGCAAGAGGCGGAGGAGAUCGAGCGGCUUUAUGGCAGGUCCACGCGCAUCAUCCAAGCGGACUUCACCAGGGGCUUGGAGAUUUACAGCGCCAUCGAGGAAGGACUGCGCGGCCUGGAGAUCGGAGUCCUGGUGAACAAUGUGGGCAUGGCGUACGGCGGCAGCGUGGUGUUCGGCCGGAAGCUGCUGGACUGCGAGAACGUGAGCCAGAGCAUAGCAGAUAUUAUCAACUGCAACACGAUGUCGGUGGCGCAGAUGGUGGGAAUAGUCCUGCCCCAGAUGGUCAGCAGGGGCAAAGGUGUUAUCAUCAACAUGUCCUCCGUGGCUAACCAGAGGAGUGUCCCAUUUUGGGCCCUGUACGCAGCCACUAAGGUCUUUGUGCAAUAUUUCUCGGAGGCAGUGUGUUCAGAGUACUUCUUGAAGGGUGUCACCAUCCAGACGGUGAGCCCCAUGUUUGUCUCCACAAAUAUGGUCCACAAUAUGCGGGUCAGGCUGCUCGUGAAGGAUGCCAACGAGUUCGCCCGCGAGGCGCUGGACACGGUGGGCCUCGCCUCCCACGUGAAGGGCUGCUUCCCACACGCGGUGCAGAGCAUGCUGUUGCCUUUCAUCCUGCCCAAGUGGUUUAUCCACAGUCGCUGGGGAAUCCACCUUAUGUCUGUGGCAAACAAGGCUCUUCUUGAAACACAGACGACUUAGUGAAGUUGCCGUGCUGAAGGUCUCACAUCGGAAUAAUACACAAGCUGGGACACCGGACAAUAGGUGAUGGGGACAGCCUUUCUGCUCUCUGGCAGAAAGAUGGAGUUUUAAUCUGUGCUGUGAACAGCUAGACAGCCACGGGGUGACAUUUUGUAUGGUUGGUGACAAAUUGUGGUGGUCACAUAUCUUAGUGAAUAUACUGGAAACCCUUGCAAAGUACACGCUAAAGGGAUGAAUCUUUUUUUAAAAAAGGUGAAUCUUAAAUUAAAAAAUCAAAU
Messenger RNA from Octodon degus (degu), 1285 nucleotides. Its product is annotated as very-long-chain 3-oxoacyl-CoA reductase-B-like. Bases 51 to 1007 code for a protein of 318 amino acids. The transcript has 11 exons. Gene Ontology annotation, cellular component: endoplasmic reticulum. The record is from RefSeq and is a predicted model, not a curated record. Gene Ontology annotation, molecular function: oxidoreductase activity. Lineage: Eukaryota; Metazoa; Chordata; Mammalia; Rodentia; Octodontidae.